Messenger RNA from Macadamia integrifolia, 2574 nucleotides. RefSeq names its product kinesin-like protein KIN-10B. Bases 143 to 2257 code for a protein of 704 amino acids. Gene Ontology annotation, biological process: microtubule-based movement; mitotic spindle organization. Gene Ontology annotation, molecular function: microtubule motor activity; ATP binding; microtubule binding. Lineage: Eukaryota; Viridiplantae; Streptophyta; Magnoliopsida; Proteales; Proteaceae. The record is from RefSeq and is a predicted model, not a curated record. The transcript is spliced from 15 exons.
AAAAUCAAAAUCCACAAAAGCUUUCCUCUUGUCUCUAAGGCCGUAACUUCCCCACGUUCUCUUUCUCUCUAAGUUUCUUUCUUCAGAGUCGAAGAGCGGUAACUGCAAAUCAAACCUCUCUCUCUUUCAAAUUUCACCUUCAAUGGACAUUCAAACAGAACUCACCAGUACAAUGGCCAGAACUCCGGCUUCCCAGAAGCACUUGGAUUCCAAAGUCAGGGUGAUCGUAAGACUACGCCCAUUUCUCCCCUCUGAGAUCGCUGCAAGAGGUGGAAAUUCAGUUCCAUGCAUCUCCGCUCUCGAUCCAGAUUGUGGGUCUUGCGAAGAAGUUGUAGUUCAUCUCAAAGAUCACGAGUCCAGCCGGAAGGAAUGUUAUAAAUUAGAUUCUUUCUACGGUCAAGAAAACGACAAUGUGACUCAGAUCUUUCACAAAGAGGUUAGCCCUUUGAUCCAUGGGAUUUUUCAUGGUUUCAAUUCUACUGUUUUUGCUUAUGGUGCAACGGGGAGCGGAAAGACUUACACGAUGCAGGGGUCUGAAGAGCUACCUGGUCUCAUACCUCUGGCCAUGUCAACAGUUCUCUCUAUGUGCGAAAGCACUGGAAAUUCAGCAGAAAUUUCCUACUACGAAGUAUACAUGGACAGGUGUUUUGAUCUAUUGGAACCCAAAGCCAAAGAGAUUUCUCUGUUGGAGGACAAGGAUGGGCAGGUUCAGCUCAGGGGACUUUCCAGGAUCCCUGUAAGCUCCGUGGUUGAGUUCCAUGAGAUUUUUGCUUCUGGAAUCCAAAGGCGCAAAGUUGCACACACAAGUCUUAAUGAUGUCUCUAGUAGAAGCCAUGGAGUGCUCGUGAUUUUCUUUUCUUCAACUUCAGGUGAUGGUUCUAAAGCUCUUGUCAGAGGGAAGCUGAACCUCAUAGACUUGGCAGGGAAUGAAGACAAUAGGAAGACCUGCAAUGAGGGAAUUCGUCUGCAAGAGAGUGCAAAAAUCAACCAGUCCCUUUUUGCCUUGUCAAACGUUAUCUAUGCUCUCAAUAACAAUGAAGCCAGAGUACCAUAUCGGGAAAGCAAAUUGACCCGGAUAUUGCAAGACUCUCUUGGAGGGAUGAGCAGUUGUUUGAUGGUUGUUUGUCUGAAUCCAGGAGACUACCAGGAAGCAGUUCACACGGUUAGCUUAGCUGCUCGAUCGCGCCAGAUUUCAAAUUAUUUUUCUUCAGAUAAAAAGCAAUAUACUCCAAAGGUGAAAGUUGACAUGGAAGCAAAGCUACAGGCUUGGCUUGAAUCAAAAGGAAAGACAAAAAGUGUACAGAGAACAGGGUUGCCUUGUUCUCCAUUUUCAAUCAACACUCUCAGUUCUAUGAGUUCUUUAAAGAGAAACAAGCUGUAUCAAACUCCUGCAAAGAGAAAGGUUACUGGCAUUCAAAGUGAAUCAGCUGCCAAAGAGAGAAACCUAUGCAAUUCUGGAGCUCGAGUUGCACCUUCAAUGGAGAAUGAUUAUAAGGACCAUUUUGGUACCAUACGAGAUGAAGAUUCAAGGAUUACUAAAGAUAAGAGCUGUAAUGACUGCACCAAUACUGCACUGUCUGUUGAUGCUCAGACAAACACAUCCAUUGACAUGGGCCUUAACACAGCGGAUGAAUGCUUAGAAGGCAGUGAUGCUACAACAAGCAUGUUCAAUGUUCUAGAAUCAGUUAUUUUACCUGGUGAGUCAUUGGACAAAGAAAAGAUAACCAUGCCAUCUUUCAACACUGUGGGAUCAUCACCAGAUCGUAAACCUUUGGCAAAGAAUGAUAACAUAAGAACAACCGUCCUAUCUACCAAAUCUGUAGGAUCACCACCUACUAAUGAUAGGGUUAGAGAACUACAGAAUUCUAUUAGAAAAAUUCUUUCUCCCAUCAACCCUAAUAUAAACACUAAAAACCUUGAAGACCUCUCAUCCAAAGACCGAGUAUGUGUAGUUUUCUUCGAGCCAACGACUCCCAAAACACCUUAUCCUAUAACUGGCACUCCACUUGAUAAGUUCAAUGCACGGAGUUCCAAUUUAAAGAGUUCCCUUGUUCAAGAGUAUCUUGCAUUCUUGAACUCUGCCAGCAGAGAAGAACUAUUGGAGCUAAAGGGGAUUGGACAGAAAAGAGCAGAUUAUAUUAUCCAGAUCAGAGAAACAAGCCCUUUUCAAUCGUUGUGCGACUUGGAGAAGAUGGGCCUUUCAUACAAGCAGGUCAAUGAUAUCUUUAGGAGAGCAGCAAGAAAAAUCUUUGACUAACCAGAGAAUUUGCUCAGAAACUAGAGAAGGAAAGAAGGAAGAGAAUGUGUGAGCUUUCAUGGAUUUGAUUUGGAAUCAAAGUCCUUGAAGGGUGGGGGGUGGUGCUGUUUGAGAUCAAUUAUGUUGAUUUUAUAUUGGGGAUACUAAGUAAUUGAAUUUGUAAUGGUUGACAGUAUUCCAAGGGUGUUGUUAUGUUUUGACACUAUUCCAAGGAAUAGCAGCAAUCUUCUUUGUAAUCCAGGGUGUUGUAUUGUAUAGACAGAUGACAUAUCUCCAUUUUUCUUAGCUGCAGCAGUUAUAGACAUUUCAGUUCCCAA